UUUGUAUUUGUUUACAAAUUGGAAAAAGUGUUCACGCGUGUUGUAUUUUAUUUAUUAUUUAAAACGAAAAUAUAAUAAACUUAUUGAAAUUAUUUAAUGAAAACAAAGAAAAAUAAUAACAAAAUGCCCGCCGUAAAAGCAGAACCUAAAAUAGAAGAUAAAUUAUUACAAAUAAAUCAAAAUCUAUUAAAAUUAACUGCUGAACCGGACAAGUUUCUCAUAGCUCAACCGGAAAAAUGUAAAGAUAUCGAGGAAAUGUUGCAGCAGAUGUAUGGUGUCACCAUAGAAAGUGAUAGAGCCAACCAAGGUAAUCCAGAAAUUUUGCCUGAACUGGUGGUGGAAGACAUGGAUGUGGAACAGAUAUGGCAACAGUUGGAAUUGCGUAAUAAUUUGGCCAUGAACGGCCUGAUCAAACAAACAGCCAAAUUAUUGGCUUUGAGGGAGGAAAAAUUGGAAGUUCACUUGAAAGAAGAUGAAGAUGAGGCCAAUGAAAUGCAAUUAGGCGAAGAAGAGGAAGACGAUGAUGACCAUGAAUUGCAAGAUUUAGAGGAAGAGGAGGAAGAAAAUGAAAUGGACAAUGAAGAAGACGAAGAUGAAGGCGAAGAAGAGGAGGAAGAGGACUUAUUUAGAGAAAAAUCUAAACCUAAACAAAAAUCUAAACGUAAAUCUGUAGUGGAUGACAAAUUCUUUAAAUUGGACGAAAUGGAAGCAUUCUUAGAAGCCGAGGAAGCAAAAGAAGAGAGAAAACAUAAAGGCAAAUUAUUGGCCAAAGAUGAUGAUGGCAUCAAUUACUUUGCUGAAGAUUUUAGAGAUGAAGGUGAAGAGGAUUCCGAGGAUGAGGAUUCAAAUCCUGCAUAUAAAGAUUUCUUUGAUGUGGAUGAAGAUUUAGAAGAGGAUGAGGAUAAAACAAAACGUAAAGAUAAAAAGAAACAGAAAGAUCAUUUUGAUGAUAACGCGCAAGAAGAGGACGAAGAUGAUGAAGAAGAAGAUGAAGAACAUGAUGAAAAUAUGGAAAAUGAUGGUGAAAAUAUGCACGAUGAAGAUGAUGAGGAAGAACAAGAGCAAGUGAAUGAGGAAAAACAGCCUUUAGCUUCUGGGGAAGAUUCAGAUGAUUCAGAAGACAGCGAAAAAGCCGAUGAACCUAAAUCCUCUUUUGAGCAAAGACAAGCUAGAUUGGAACAACGCAUACGUGAUUAUGAAUCAGAGGUUCUGGGAGAAAAACCUUGGCAACUUAAGGGUGAAAUACAGGCCACCUCACGUCCUCAGAAUUCUUUACUUGAAGAAGUAUUAGAAUUUGAAUCAACCGUACGUCCUGCACCCAUUAUAACCGAAGAAACUACCCGCUGUCUGGAAGACAUUAUUAAACAACGUAUUAAAGACAAAGCCUGGGAUGAUGUAGUGCGUAUCGUAAAACCUGUUAACACGCCACAAGAUUAUCGCAAAAAAUUAGUAUUGGAUCAGGAAAAAUCCAAAGAAUCUUUAGCCCACAUCUAUGAAAAGGAAUAUCAAAUGGAAAUGGAAAAACUCAAUCCCAACCGUGAUCCAAAUGAACCCGAAGAACCUAAAGAACAUCAGGAAAUACGCAAAAUGAUGCGUGAAUUAUUUGUUAAACUUGAUGCAUUAUCCAACUUCCACUUUACACCUAAACCUGUGGCACCAGAACCUAAAAUUAUUACAAAUACACCAGCUGUGGCUAUGGAAGAAGUGGCUCCCGUUGCCGUUAGUGAUGCUAAACUAUUGGCACCCGAAGAAGUAUUCCGUGGUCCGAAAUAUGAAUUGGUUGGCAAAUCAGAACGUACUAAGACCGAUAAGAAUCGUGCUUUACGCAAAAAGAAAUCAAAACAAAGGGCCAUACACAAUGCCUUGGAGGCCAAGGAUUUGGAACGCCAGAAGAAGGGUAUACCACUGACGAAGAAGGAAGAAAGUGCCAAGCUCAUGAAGAAAUUAACAAAACAGAGAAAUGUCGAAAAAAUUACAUCCAGCAACGAUCAAGGUGCAUUGAAAUCAUCCAAGGCCUUCUUCUCCAAAUUACAAGAUCAAGCAACAACUACCGUAAAACCAACAAAAAAGAAACAGGAUGCCAAAUCCUUAUCAGCGAAAAAGUUAAAAUUAUAGUCAAACUAAGUACAUAAUUGUUUUCAGUUAUUUUUUCUUUUUUAAAUUAGCAAAGUCAAGUAAAAUUUAUACAUACAUAUAUACAUUUUUUAUAUAAGUAUAUAAAAAACAGCAACAAUAAUAAAAAACCAAC
Molecule: messenger RNA, 2248 nt
Organism: Lucilia sericata (common green bottle fly)
Lineage: Eukaryota; Metazoa; Arthropoda; Insecta; Diptera; Calliphoridae
Product: U3 small nucleolar ribonucleoprotein protein MPP10
Exons: 3
Coding region: 97-2115 (672 amino acids)
Biological process (GO): rRNA processing
Cellular component (GO): nucleus; sno(s)RNA-containing ribonucleoprotein complex; Mpp10 complex
Source: RefSeq, a predicted model, not a curated record